GAGACAUAUUCAACUUUCUGAGAGCACCGAGAGAGUAACACACAGAGAGAAAACGACACAAAACUCAAAGAAAAUGUACUCACGAUCAAACAGCAUGACCCUGACUGUACAGCAGGAGAGAUAUGGCUUCUCCAGGAUGGCGACCCGCAGCACGGAGCCCGAGGUCUUCACCUUCGAGCGGAUACCGACUCAGGCCACCGCCGUGCGCUCCUGCGUGCCGAUCCGACCGAAGAAGCGCUGCACCCGGGUGAUGUAUCCCGCUAAAGUCCGCAUGCACCUUCCACCACAGGAGAAAUCCCAGGCCAAGCGCUGGCUGGUCAUCCUGUGUCUUGUGGUGCUGUGGCAGAUCUACACCGAGGAGCCCUGCGCCGACACGCCGCUGGGCAGCUCGGACAGCUCUGUCAGCGACUACCAGGGGUUCAGCGCCAGCUCAGAGCUCAUGUCAUCCACACCGAGCAGCUGUGAGGACGACGGCUCAUUCAGCGAGCAGAUCAUCCCGAACACAUGCCCCAAGCCCGGCCAGGAGACGGAGAGCAGCCAGUUCGAGCAGAGCGCCGGGAAGAGCUACGUGGUGGCUCUGCUGGUCUACCACAGACUGGGCAGCGACAACUAAACCUCCCUGGACUGGGUUACCUGUAAACCACCACCUGUGUGUGGAAAUAAAACACAGCAGGAGUUGAUCCUGAGCAGCUACCUCGACACCCAGCUCCAUGCGCCGGCUUCUCCCUGCCAGCAGUCCCCCUGAGAGAGGAGGAGGAGGACACAAGUCUGGAAAAGAAACACUUGGAAGAAAGAAUGAACUGUGAACCCUGACAACAAACUUGAACUUAAAAAAAACUUGAACUUAAGUGUGUGAUUUACACACGGACUUUACUGCACUCUAACUUUAUGUUUUACAUUCUAAUUAUUGUCAUGAAAAACCAGCUGAAACUGACACUGUCUUGUCUAAAUGUCUUAUUUAGUUAUUUAUAUAUUUGCUAUUUAUUGAUUGAUAAUUUAAAUAAAAAAAUGUCGAAAAUAA
Messenger RNA from Trematomus bernacchii (emerald rockcod), 1021 nucleotides. It is a transcript of the gene ier3, whose product is annotated as immediate early response 3. The record is from RefSeq and is a predicted model, not a curated record. The coding region runs from base 74 to 613 and encodes 179 amino acids. Gene Ontology annotation, biological process: negative regulation of apoptotic process. NCBI's taxonomy places the organism in Eukaryota, Metazoa, Chordata, Actinopteri, Perciformes, Nototheniidae. The transcript has a single exon.